Messenger RNA from Vombatus ursinus (common wombat), 3233 nucleotides. It is a transcript of the gene ALDH5A1, whose product is annotated as aldehyde dehydrogenase 5 family member A1. The transcript is spliced from 10 exons. Lineage: Eukaryota; Metazoa; Chordata; Mammalia; Diprotodontia; Vombatidae. Gene Ontology annotation, molecular function: succinate-semialdehyde dehydrogenase (NAD+) activity. Gene Ontology annotation, biological process: GABA catabolic process. The record is from RefSeq and is a predicted model, not a curated record. The coding region runs from base 125 to 1738 and encodes 537 amino acids.
GCGCGUCCUUGCUCUGCCACUUCUUUGCACCUUUCCAGUCCAGGUCUCCCCCAAACCCGGGGCUCUCACUCGCCUGUUUGCUGCUUCUGCCGCCGCCGCCGCCGCCACUGCUGCCGCCUGGACCAUGACCAGCUGCUUGCAGCUGCAGAACUGCCGGGCCCUGCGCUUGGCCUGGCCGCCUCCGGGCGCCAAUCCCCGCCCCCGCUGCCCUCUCUCUCUCCCGCCUUUGCCUGAGGCGGGGCCCGGUCCCCACCCGCUCCGAGGCUACAGCGGGGGUCCGGCCGUGCUCCCAGGGGCCCUGCUGCGCACCGAAUCCUUUGUGGGGGGCCGCUGGCUGCCCGCCUCCGCAGGCACCUUCCCAGUGCAGGAUCCGGCUAGCGGUGCCCAGCUAGGGCGAGUGGCCGACUGCGGGGCGGCCGAGGCCCGGGGGGCCGUGAGAGCCGCCCACCAGGCUUUCUGCAGCUGGAGGGGGGUCUCCGCCAAGGAAAGGAGUUCAUUACUUCGAAAAUGGUAUGAUCUGAUGAUAAAGAAUAAAGAUGACCUUGCCAAGAUAAUCACAGCUGAAAAUGGAAAGCCCCUAAAGGAGGCCCAAGGAGAAGUUCUUUAUUCGGCCUUUUUCUUGGAGUGGUUUUCCGAAGAAGCACGACGCAUUUAUGGAGACAUCAUUCAUACCCCUGCAAAGGACAGGCGGGGCCUGGUCCUGAAGCAGCCUGUUGGGGUGGCUGCCAUCAUCACCCCAUGGAAUUUUCCCAGUGCUAUGAUUACCCGAAAGGUAGGAGCAGCUUUGGCAGCUGGUUGCACAGUGGUGGUGAAACCUGCAGAAGAUACACCUCUUUCUGCCCUGGCUCUUGGUGAGCUUGCCAACCAAGCAAGAAUUCCUGCAGGUGUCUAUAAUGUGGUUCCCUGCUCUCGUGAGAAGACCAAGGAGGUCGGGGAAGCUCUUUGCACUGAUCCAUUGGUAUCCAAAAUUUCUUUUACUGGUUCGACAGCAACAGGAAAGAUUCUGUUGCACUAUGCUGCUGACUCCGUGAAGAGGGUCUCCAUGGAGCUAGGGGGGCAUGCCCCAUUUAUCGUGUUUGACAGUGCCAAUGUGGACCAGGCGGUGGCAGGGGCCCUGGCUUCCAAAUACAGAAAUUCUGGUCAGACAUGUGUUUGCUCCAAUCGUUUCUUGGUGCAAAGGGGAAUCCAUGAUUCCUUUGUGAAGAAGUUUGCUGAAGCCAUUAAUAGAGAGCUGCGUGUAGGUCAUGGAUAUGAGGAGAGAACCACGCAAGGCCCAUUGAUUAACGAAAAAGCAGUGGAAAAGGUAGAGAAACAUGUGAGAGAUGCAGUUUCCAAAGGAGCCACCAUUGUGACAGGAGGGAAAAGGCACAGCUCUGGGAAAAACUUUUUUGAGCCAACCCUCCUUAGCAACGUCACCCCAGACAUGCUGUGCUCUCAGGAAGAAACUUUUGGCCCCCUGGCACCAGUUAUUAAAUUUGAUACAGAGGAAGAAGCCCUUGCUAUUGCCAAUGCAGUGGAUGUGGGUUUAGCAGGUUAUUUUUACUCUCAGGAUCCAGCCCAGAUCUGGAGGGUGGCUGAGCAGCUAGAAGUUGGCAUGGUUGGAGUUAACGAGGGACUGUUGUCCACAGUAGAAUGCCCUUUUGGUGGGGUGAAGCAGUCUGGUCUUGGACGAGAAGGUUCAAAGUAUGGUAUUGAUGAAUAUCUGGAACUGAAGUAUGUGUGUUAUGGUGGCUUAUAGGAAUCACCAGGUGUUCUGUAGCUUAGGGGGAAAAAAUCCCUCUACAGAUGUUAGAGAAGUGCCAUCUAAUAUGUUUUUAAUAAACCUUUGGAGUCCUUAUAAAUGACCUAUAAAUGUGAAUUUAAAAAAAAAACCUCAUCCAGUCCCACAUCAUCUUGUGUGUUAGCUGAUAGCGCUCCUCAGAUGCUUGACUGGAACAAAAAAUGAAACCUGUAAGUGUCCUUCCUGCUUGUAGUGUAUGCUGAGGUUGAGUUUCAGGUAGUGAUUUCCAGCCUUCACGGUGCUGCCACCUGCUACUGAGAAUGCAACAAGAAGGUCCCUCGUGCUGUGGUUAGGAGUGGGUGGUUAGUACUGGGAGCACCAAAAUAACCAUAUCAUAAGCCCAUUUCACCUCUGACAAGGCUCCAUAGCAUGGCAGGCCUGGGUGUGCAGAGGAAAUGCCUUCUUGCACAUUCUCACUGCCUAGGCAUUGCAAUUGAGGUGCAAUCUGGUCUAUUUUUAAAAACAGUUUGAAAUAGUACAGGGUGUCUGUGUUUCUUUGUGGACAGAAGGAACAUUUCCUCUCUUUUUCUGUCUCUGGCUCACUUCUUAAAAUUGAAGUCUACAAUUUGUGUUUACUGAAAGGGAAAAAAAAUUGUGUAGGCUGUUUCACUUCUUUUCCUUAUUUAAGAAGUAAGCAGGGGACUGAAGCUGAGAUCUAUGAGUUUGGAGAAGGAGCUCCAGACUGGAUGUCAGGAUACCUAGUCUUAAGUAUCUAAAUUGUGCAGUUUUGGCAAACCAUCAUGUCUCUAGCCUUUGGUCAUCUCAUCUGCAAAAUGGUUAUACAUGCCUCUUCCUAAUUCAUGAGGAUUAAAACUGUGCCCAGGUCUUCAUAGAAAGAAGGUGUCUCUUUUGGAAAAAUGAGAGUGCCAUGUAAGUACAAGCUGUCAUUAUCAUAGCUUGUAGCCCUUUGCAGUUUGCAAAUGACUUUCUGGGCAAGGAACUAGAGGUAGGUGCCACCAUAUUAUUAUCUUCAUUUUACAGAUGAGGAAACUGAGGCUUAAAGCAGCUUAUACAUGAUUAUAUUGCUAAUAAGUAGUGAAGGUAGAUUCUCUAACAUAUGGCCCAAUGUUCAUCCCACUACUCUAGGCUGCUUUUCUACUGUUUUGAUCCUAUUUUCAUUAUGAUUAUUACUGUUAACAUCAGUGUCCCCAAUCAGCUCUACUCUUGGCACUUAGAUGUACAGUGGGGUGCACUCACAGGAGCACCUUAAUACAGGAUACUCUGUGUUAGUGACAUUCUGGCUGGCCCCACUCCAUGUACAAGAGGACUGCCUUAAGUUUAGUCCUGUGGGAGACCAAGUGGUGUUCACCUAUGGCAGUAGUAUGAAAUUCAAAUAGAAACAGGAAGCCACUAAAUCAUACAAAACCACAUAUGAUCAUUGCCUAUGUUCCAUUGUAUUUGUUUUGUUAAUUUGUUAAUUUUUAAAAUUAAUUUAAUUUGUUAAUUUUUAAAA